UGAAUAUGUAAUUAGAUACCGACGUAGUGCGUUUUUACGCGAGACGGAAUAAAACAUAUACUACUAUUAAAAACUGAAAAAUGGCGACAGCGAUGUAUCUAGAGCACUACCUGGACAGUGAUUAACGGCAUUGAAAAUCUGCCUUGCGAACUCCAGAGGAACUUCCAGCUGAUGCGUGAUUUAGACCACAGAACUGAAGAAAAGAAAGUAGAAAUCGACAAGCUAGCUGCAGAGUACAUAGCCAAUGUGAGGAACCUGCCCUCAGAACAGAGAGUGGAACACCUGGAGAAAAUCCAGACUGCCUACAGCAAGUGUAAGGAGUACAGCGAUGACAAAGUACAGCUGGCCAUGCAGACCUAUGAAAUGGUGGAUAAGCACAUCCGCAGGCUGGAUGCAGACCUGGCCCGCUUUGAAGCAGACCUGAAGGAGAAGCUGGAAGUGAGCGGCUACGAGAGCCCAGAAGGGAGAGGCAUAAAGAAAGUCCGAGGCCUUAAGGAGAAGAGGGGAUCAAGAGGUCGAGGCAGGAAAGGGUCUGAUGAUGAAUCUCCGAAGAAGAAGAUAAAGCCCAGCCCUGACUACGGUGAAGCCCUUCUCGCAGUGCAUCCGUCCGACGUGCUAGAUAUGCCAGUCGACCCCAAUGAGCCAACCUACUGCCUGUGCCACCAGGUGUCAUACGGAGAGAUGAUUGGCUGCGACAACCCUGAUUGUCCAAUUGAGUGGUUUCAUUUUGCAUGUGUUGACCUCACCACAAAACCAAAAGGAAAAUGGUAUUGUCCUCGCUGCAUCCAGGACAGAAAGAAAAAAUGAGCCACAGAUUAGUUUUCCAGAAUCAACACUUUUAAUAUAUUUUUGUUUAUACAGUAAAAUAGGAUAAUAUUUAAUCUGCUUUAUUAUUUCCUCUUUACCUGACAGAAUAUAGACAGGUUUUAUAAACAGCUCUAAAUCAGACUUGAAA
Messenger RNA from Acipenser ruthenus (sterlet), 955 nucleotides. It is a transcript of the gene ing5a, whose product is annotated as inhibitor of growth family, member 5a. The record is from RefSeq and is a predicted model, not a curated record. Gene Ontology annotation, cellular component: nucleus. Lineage: Eukaryota; Metazoa; Chordata; Actinopteri; Acipenseriformes; Acipenseridae. Gene Ontology annotation, biological process: positive regulation of DNA-templated transcription; positive regulation of apoptotic signaling pathway. Gene Ontology annotation, molecular function: chromatin binding. The coding region runs from base 172 to 807 and encodes 211 amino acids. The transcript is spliced from 8 exons.